AUGGCAUUUCGAAGCAUGGUCACGGGAGCAGAAUGCUCCACUAGUUCAAACCCAUUAUCUCAAAUCGUAAAGCAAGCUAACGGCGAUCUAUCUCUCAUAAAGGACUCAUACAUCCACAGCACAAGCAGGGCAGGAAGUAGCUCGGUUAGUGUCAAAUCAAAUAUUUCACAUGAAUGUAUAUAUGUAUAUGCCACUUUCGGAGAUUUAACAACCAAUCUUUUUGAAAUAAAGUUUCGCACAGCAAAACCCGAUACGAAUAUACAAGAUGACAAGUUUGCCCAACAGUUCUUUGACCAAAGAGAUUACCCUCCUCUACCGAGUGCCAUGCCGCACAUCCCUAAUAUCGUAGAUCCUAGAGCAAAUGAUUGGAUUUCGGAUUUCGGAAACUUUCGCCAUGACCCAAAUCUGUGGUCAUUGGAGGCAGCCGAAGAAGCAGAAAUGGAGCUUGCUUUUAAAAGAAUGAAUACUCAUGAUAAUUGGAACACCGAAUUUUUGCAAAACCCUGGUAUUUCUAUAACCCCUUUUAUGGAAAUGCCUCCAGAGUUUGAAGAGGCGUUUGAAAAAAAUUUUAAUAUUACCAAUGAUAAGGGAAAGGGGAAAGAAAAAAUUUUUGAGAUUGAUUCUCAAAGUUGGGAAGAACAAUUUAAGGCAGUAUUACGUGAAGCAGAUGAUGCACAAAAAACAACCGAUGAUGACGCAGAAGAUAAGGGAUAUUUUUAUGAAUUCGAAAAAAUUUGGGCAUCAAAAAAUAAUAUCAACGACUUAACAAAUAUUUCAUGGGAAGAGGGUUUUUACAAGUACCUCAAUGAAGGUCGAGAUUUAUCAUUUGAGGAGUAUGAAUUCGAGGAGUAUGAAUUCGAAUCGAAUAAUAUCUUUCUUGAUCAUCCGGACCCUCUGCAUGAAGGUUUAAAAUUAAUGGAAAAUGGUGGCUCAUUAUCCGAAGCAGCUUUGGCAUUUGAGAUGGCGGUUCAGAAGGACAACAAUGAUUCUGAUGCAUGGAUGUUAUUGGGAAAUACCCAAGCUCAAAAUGAAAAGGAAGAAGCCGCAAUCAAGGCUUUAGAGAAGUCCGUUGAAUUAAACGGUUCGAAUCUACCUGCUCUAAUGAGCCUUGCAGUCAGCUAUACUAACGAUAGGCGCGACUACGAAGCAUGUCUUACUCUCGAAAGGUGGCUCGCCAUAAAGUACCCCGAUGUGGUAACCGCUGCCGUACCGAUGGACAGGACCGUGGACACUCAUACACGAGUCACAGAUCUCUUUCUGCAAGCCGCUCGAAGUGCACCAGAAGGGCAAGAGAUGGAUCCGGACGUUCAAGUUGGGUUGGGCGUUCUCUAUUAUAGUGGCGGAGAGCACGAAAAAGCAAUUGAUUGUUUCUUGUCCGCACUAAACGUUCGAAAAGAUGAUUACCAAUUGUGGAAUCGCUUAGGUGCCACACUAGCCAAUUCCGGUCGUUCUGAAGAUGCCAUCGAGGCUUACUAUAAAGCCCUGGAGUUGAAACCCACGUAUGUUCGCGCACGUUUCAAUUUAGGGGUUAGCUGUUUAAAUAUUAAGUGUUAUCGAGAGGCGGCCGAACAUCUACUCGGCGCGCUAAGUAUGCAUCAUGUGGGUACGAACAGUGAUGGAAUGAAAAACGCCAGUGUUAGUCUCCGAGAAAUCUUGGCGAAAGCAUUUCAACUAAUGGGACGAGAUGAUUUAUGUGAGAAACUUAAAAAUGGUGCUGAUGCUGAACAAUUUCGAGAUGAAUUUGAAUUUUAG
This is a messenger RNA of Acaulospora morrowiae, 1752 nucleotides long. Lineage: Eukaryota; Fungi; Glomeromycota; Glomeromycetes; Diversisporales; Acaulosporaceae. The record is from the annotation of a GenBank genome assembly.